AUGUUCUGUAAGAUUCUUGCUUUCGGUGCUUUGUUGGCUGCGGCCAACGCUGGUCUAUAUGGUCACGCAGUUUCCUCUCAGAGCAUCGUUCGUCAUGACAGUGGCCACUAUGCUCCUUUAGUCUAUGCUCCGGUGGCAUAUGCUCCAGUGACCCAAUAUGGUCAUUAUGACGACGGACACUACGACUACCAUGCUCAUCCUAAAUACGACUUCGCAUACGCAGUGGCUGACCCUCAUACCGGAGACCAUAAAUCCCAACAUGAAAGUCGCGAUGGUGAUGUCGUACAUGGAUACUACUCCCUCGUACAGCCUGAUGGCUCUGUGCGCAAAGUUGACUACACUGCUGACGCUCACAAUGGAUUCAACGCCGUAGUGCACAACUCUGCUCCUUCUAUUCACCCUCAGCCUGCCUACCACCAUUAU
Brenthis ino (lesser marbled fritillary) is the source of this 423-nucleotide messenger RNA. The record is from the annotation of a GenBank genome assembly. Lineage: Eukaryota; Metazoa; Arthropoda; Insecta; Lepidoptera; Nymphalidae.